Lonchura striata (white-rumped munia) is the source of this 6491-nucleotide messenger RNA. It is a transcript of the gene SLC35A3, whose product is annotated as solute carrier family 35 member A3. Gene Ontology annotation, molecular function: pyrimidine nucleotide-sugar transmembrane transporter activity. Gene Ontology annotation, biological process: pyrimidine nucleotide-sugar transmembrane transport. Gene Ontology annotation, cellular component: Golgi membrane. NCBI's taxonomy places the organism in Eukaryota, Metazoa, Chordata, Aves, Passeriformes, Estrildidae. The record is from RefSeq and is a predicted model, not a curated record.
UUAGCCACAGAUCCCACAUUUUAAGAUUCACAAUGCUUUACUCUUCCUGCCUGGUACAUAGAUUAGAAUGCUAUUUAUUCCCCACAAAAGAAAGAAACAAACCGAAAACCUUUGUGAGCUCAUUAAACAGCUCACCCACAUUCCCUUUCUGCUCAGUUUUCUGACAUGUAAGAAAACCUUGCCUGGGUCCCAAGGAAUUUAUAGCAUUCUCUGAAAUGCGACUUUAGUUAAUAGUUAAUAUGCAAUUGGAUUCCCUCUGUUAAACUUGGCAGUGAUGGAAUUUCCUGGUUGAAUUAUAUAUGUGGCCAGUGAAUCACUGAUACAGCCUCCACUAUCUUUGGCAGAAGCCAAGGUUUUGGAGCAAAGUUGAGAAGAAAUCAUUGGUUGAUCUUUAACAAUUACCAUUUAAUGUGUAACUACUCUAAAACUAGGUGCACUUGCCAGUUUUUAAAACCAUCUGCAUGGUUUUAAAAUGGCCAAGAGUUGUGGUUUGACCCCAGCUGGCAACUAAGGCACAGGCACUUGCUCACACCCCUGGUGGGAUGGGGCAGACAAUCAGAGAGGUAAAAGCGAGAAAACCUGUGAGUUGAAACAUAGACGUUUAGUAGGUAAAGCAAAAGCUGCACUUUCAAGCAAAGCAAACCAAAGAGUUCUUUUACCACAUUCCAUGGGAAGGCAGGUGUUCAGCCAUCUCCAGGAAAGCAGGAUUCCAUCAUGUGGAACAGUGACAUGGGAAGACAAACACCAUCACUCUGAACCUCCCCCUCCUCUCUUCUCCCAGCUUUUGUACUGAGCGUGACUCCAGAUGGUCUGGGAUACAUCCCUGUGGUCUCUUGAGGUCAGCUUUCUUGGCUGUGCUCCUCCUUUCUUCUUCUCCCAGCUUUAUGUACUGAGCAUGACUCCAAAUGGUCUGGGAUAUAUCCCUGUGGUCUCUUGAAGUCAGCUUUCCUGGCUCUGUUCCUCCCAACUUCUUGUGCAUUCCCAGCCUCCUCCAUGGUGGGGUGGGAGGCAAAAAAGUGUAAUCCCUGCUCAAUGAUAGUGAAAACGUCCCUGUGAGCACUUUUCAGCACAAAUCCCAAACACGUCUCCCUGCCAGCUGCUGUGAAGAAAAUGAACUCUACCCCAGCCAAAACCAGCACAUGAGAUAUGGUUGUGCCUAGGGAGCAAGAUGACGUUGCAGGAGCAAGGUCCUCCAGUGAUCUACAGUGUUCUACUUGAUCACCUUGUCUUAAAAAUACCAUUUGAAUGCAGUUAUGUUUUUAAUUCUUUUCAGUAGUUAAGAUUUUUUUUUAAUGUAAAUCGAGAAAUUGGAAAUACUGCCUGAAGAAACUUUCAUAUGGAAAAAAAUCUUUGUUCCUCAGUUUCUGCUCAAAGAGUAAGGAACAGACUUUGCUAGGGGCUUUGCUUUUAACCACAUUUCUGAAGAAUUGUACAAGCUCCAAGAGAAGCACAGUUUUGUUUCUUUUUUUCAUAGUGUACUUAAUGCACUUUAUAAUGUCUCCAGCAAGAAAAAUGAGUAACAAACUGGGAAACGAAAAAAGAAAGAGCAAGAAAGGAAAAAGUCAAGAAAUGUCUGCCAAUUUAAAGUACCUUUCCUUGGGCAUCCUGGUUUUUCAGACCACAAGUUUAGUGUUGACCAUGCGCUAUUCUCGGACACUGAAAGAAGAAGGACCUCGUUACUUAUCCUCUACUGCAGUAGUUAUUGCUGAACUUCUGAAGAUUUUGGCCUGUGUUCUAUUAGUCUACAAAGACAGCAAGUGCAAUUUACGGACUCUGAACAGAGUGCUACGUGAUGAAAUCCUUAACAAACCCAUGGAAACUCUUAAACUUGCUAUUCCUUCAGGAAUUUACACUCUUCAGAACAACUUGCUAUAUGUAGCAUUGUCAAACCUAGAUGCAGCCACAUACCAGGUUACAUAUCAACUGAAAAUUCUCACCACAGCAUUGUUUUCUGUGUCCAUGUUGAGCAAGAAACUGGGUGUAUACCAGUGGCUGUCACUUGUAAUAUUGAUGACAGGAGUGGCAUUUGUGCAGUGGCCUUCAGAUUCUCAAGCAACACCUGCUAAGGAGCACUCAGCAGGAUCACAGUUUGUAGGCCUGAUUGCAGUUCUCAUAGCAUGCUUUUCUAGUGGAUUUGCUGGAGUUUAUUUUGAGAAAAUUUUAAAGGAAACUAAGCAGUCUGUGUGGAUCAGAAACAUUCAGCUUGGAUUUUUUGGUAGCAUAUUUGGACUUAUGGGUGUUUACAUUUAUGAUGGAGAACAACUGUCAAAGAAUGGAUUUUUUCAAGGAUACAAUAAACUUACUUGGGUGGUGGUUGUUCUACAGGCACUUGGAGGGCUGGUGAUUGCUGCUGUUAUAAAAUAUGCAGACAACAUUUUAAAGGGAUUUGCAACUUCUCUCUCCAUUAUACUGUCAACAUUGAUCUCCUAUUUCUGGCUGCAAGAUUUUGUCCCUACAAGUGUCUUUUUCCUUGGAGCCAUCCUUGUAAUAGCAGCUACUUUUCUAUACGGUUAUGAUCCCAAACCUGCAGGAAAUCCCAUUAAGGCAUAGCAGACUUCCUCAUCAACCUGCUUCUUGAGAUCAUGCACUGGGGGCCUUGCUAGCACUGGCAUGUGGGAAGUGUCACUGUGCACUGCAAGGGAAGGAUGUCUGCCCUGAAUAUAUUGAAGAAAUGCCGAUGAGUAGUUCUGGACAGCCAGAGGGCUUACAGGUGGAGGGUGAUGCUGUCUGCAGCUGACGGGGUGUGGGGGGGAAACGUCAGGGGAAUGCCCAGUGCAACUUGCUAAUAAAAACUUGAAAGGAACCAAAAGUUUCCAAGAAACUACAAUUAGGAAUGUUUACAGCUUUGACUGAGAUUGCAUCAAAAGAAUUACUGUAUUGACUGCUGCAGAAAAUAUGUCCUAUGCACUCUUGGAAAGAGCACACGACAACAUUGUCAGAUUGUAUGUUUUUGCUAUUCAAUACUAUUUAAUCUUAGUAAAUAUGUUUUUAACUGUUUGUCUAUUUACGUGAAAUGAGCUGAAAGUCAUAGUUCUAAAGUGAUGGUUCUAAUUAGGUACUCCUUAUUAAAACUGAAAAUUGAAAUAUGAUUGAAAGACACUCAUAUCAAAUAUUUUUAUAUUUUUAGAAGGCUGAUUUAAUAACAGAAAUCUGUUAUUAAAUGAUACUAUAAUUCUGUUGCUUCUAUAAAACUAUGGUAAGAAUGUUAAUAUUCUCACUGGAGUACCAAGGGAGGAAUACUCCAGCCUUCAUCAGCCUGUAGUGUUGGAGCAGAUGGAAUAACUCUGGGAGCAGGGGCUGGAGGUUACCAUGCUAACCUGGGAGGAGCAGUAGGGUUAUGGUGGGUGCUUGCUCAGAUGCGAUGUUGAUUCUUUUUUUUUUUACUGAUUAUAAAUCAACUUUUUGGUAGAACCUUAAAAGUAGCUUUUGUGCUUUAAAUAGCCUCUGAAGAUUUUUUUAAACCAUGAUUUCAAAAAACAAAGAGCCCAUAAUAAGCAUUUAAAGGCAUUAUCAUUGUCUGUAACAGCUCCAUCUGGAGAUAUUAUGGUAUGGCAUCUGUAUACUGUACUGUACUUUAUUACAGAGGUGUUUUUUAAACAAAUGUUUACUCAUGAACUCUUCCAGGCUUUUUCUAUAUAUUUCUAUGUAAUGGCUUAAUUAGAAUUUUGGUGGGUUUUUUUUAAUUAUUAUUAUUUUGUUCUGAGAGUCCUUGAGCCAAAAUGAGUUAUCUGGACCUAUUUGUUCUAGUAGUGGAAUUACUUUAAUAGUAGAUAUAAUUUAAAAGCAAUUAAUUGUGCAAUAGGUAAAUAUAAAAGCAUGCUGUUAUUCUGUUUAAAACAAAAAAAAAAAAAAACUUCACAAAGAAACCUUGCUGCAAUUAGAUCAAUUAGACUGUUAUGAACACUUCACUUGAAGUAUUUGCAUAUAGUCAGAAACACUAAAAAAAUCUUGAACUAAUAAACUUAAAAACUGUCUUAAAAAUCAUUGGUUUUCAGGUUUACAAUGGAUGUUAAUGUAGGGUGACUCGUGUGACACCUGUGGUGAUGCAUUUAUAUAAAAGCAUUUUAGGAGUCCCUUGCCAGUAGAAUGGCAAGUGGUAUAAAUGUCUUUAUUCCUUUGUUCCCUGCCACCACCCCCUCCAUGCUCUUUCUCACAUCUGUCUUGUACUAAAGAAAAUGUGUGAUAGAAGGGUGUUUUGAAAUGUUUACCUAAGUACCUCAUCUGACUGACAAGGAGAUUCUGUAGGAGUGCUCUGAGAUUUCUUAAUGAAGUAUUGUAAAUGGGAAAGGAAGAAUACAAUUUAUGUUAGUUAAGUAAAAAUAGUGUCUUUCUUCUGUUGACAAUUACAUGUUUUAUCAACGUUUUGUUUGUUUGUCUUAUCAGAGCAAGACAUUAAAGAAAUAUCAGAGCUCUGCCUUGGGCUUGCUAAGCUUUGUGAACUGUGAAUCUGUCCCAGCAUGUUGUAAUUGCAGUAGCUUUGCUACUUGGCGAUCAAAACUAUCUAAAUGGGCAUUCUGUGUUACUAUUAAAUGUUUUACAUGUAACGUCCAAUGUGGCACAAUCUUUGAAAAGUCCCAUUUAGCCAUUUCCCCCUGCGGUGCAGGCUGAGGUAAGAUGUGUGUGUAGAGCAAGCAGUGGCUCACAGUGGUGCCACGUACAGAAUGGGAACUGCAUUGCUCUGAAAUGAGGUGGGAGGUGUUGGUAGUAAUUUCUCAAAUGGAGUUUGGCCCUACACAAUAAUACUUUUGAUUUUGUGAGUCACAGUAGUGGGAGUGUUCAAGUGAUAGAAUUGGUUACUUUCCUAAGAAAAGUCUCCAAAAAACAUAAAAAGCAGGUUGUGAACACUUUAAAGUUGGUUGUACAGGAAGGGACCAAAAAAGCCAAAAUAUUACCACGUGGCUGGAGCUCUAUGACAUGUAGCCUGGUUUUAAUAUUUCAGGUGCACCUGUCAAUAUUUGCCAGGAUGUUUAAAGGAAAGACCAGGAGUAUGUGCUCUUUGCUUUGGAAAAGGAUGCCAUGCAGCUUUGGAAAACUGCCUGCUGUACUAAGGAACAGUAGCUCCUUUCUGUAAAGGAACAGUAACUCCUGUCUGUAAAUCGGUGACUUCCGUGCUUUCACUUGACAGUCCCAUUCUGGUUUCCAGCAGAAGGAUAGAUCUCAUCACAGACUUGUUGCUGAAAAGGAAAAAUGUAUUUGCAUUUUUAGCUAUGUUUCCUCACAGAGAGGAAAGGCUGUUCUCUGAGGUGUGGCUCUGGACAAGGGGAGGUAGCACAUGUUUUCUGAGAACAGAAAGGGCUUGAGGUGGGCUCACUGAUUUCUGUAACCUUUGCACCGGGGAGCAUAUGCACAUUUUCUCACGGAGAUACUUUUGUAUUUGGAUUUUUAUUUUUUUAAGUAGCUUUAAGUCUAUAACUCAUUAACUAACCAAAGAGGAAUAGCUAGCACAGAGUUUUGGGAAGUAGUGGAUAAUGUGCUUUGAGUUUGCCCUAAAAGCAAAUGCUGUAGGAGUCUAACUUCCCAAAAAUAAACUUGUCUUCCUGAACUAUUUUCUGACUUUUAGACAAUGGUUUUGUUAGUUAAGUUGUAUAUUUAGGAGGCUAACCUAUACUUAGCAGAAUUUUGUUUAAAUAUUUAUAAAGUUGUAGCUAGCUAUUUAUUUGUAAUAACUUGAAUUAUGUGAUCUUCCUUUCUAGACUUAUAUAUUGGGUGUACUAGUAUUUAUUGAAUACUUGGAUAUUUGGCAGUUUUAUUUGAGAAUAUCUGGGAUACAUGGUAAAUGGUCAAAUAACAAUAAAGUUAGGACUAUCUUCAAAGCAAAAUAGAUCAGUUCAGUGGUGAAAAAACUUAAAGUCUAAUAAAGUAAGAUAAACUUUUCUUUCAACAUUGUAUUUCUAAGCAAUCCACAAGUGCCCAAAAAUUUAUUUUCUCAAAGAAUUCAGGUAAUUGUGUAGUUUUAUUCAACUUCAUUGUUUUAGAAAAACUUAAAAAAUACCUUCCUUUUUAUUUCAGUAAAGGGUAGAUUAGUGUUCUAGAUUCAACUCCUAUAGUAUAACACCUUUGGAUUUUUACUACAAUGUUUUAAUAACUAUUGUGUUAUUUUUCCUCAAAAAGAUAAAACAUUCUCAUUUUGCUUGUGUUUCAUGCACAUGAACACAGGCCUCUCACAGACUCUUAGUAGUACAUAAUUCUUUUGUAUUUCUAACUUAUUUUUUGGCUGUAGCAAAAUACUGUAAUAGAUUUUGUUCAUUUUUUUAAUUGAUAAAUGAAACAUUGCAUUUGUUCUGGUUUUUGUUGUCAGUAACUUUCAUAUUUGAAUGUAUUUCCUGAUCAGCCCUGCAUGUUCUGUUGUAUUUAAGUGAUUGUCAUUUCCCAAAUUUGCUUGUUCUCCUGGUGACAAUGUUUCUUGGUGGAUAUUGUGUGGAGGUUUAUGCAUUCCUUUCAUAUCUGAAAUUUAUGUUUGUGAGAAUGAGUUAUUAAAAACCAGUAAGGGG